AUGAAGUUUCAUAUUUCGUUCUUUCUUAUAUUAUAUAUUGUAUUUUUUAAAAAUACAAUAAAGAGUGAAACCACUACAGAUGAAUCUGCCACAGGAUCAUUAUCAUCCGAUGGUUCAAGUGUAACAACACAAGAAAGAAUUGAAAAACCAAAACAACAACCAGCAUUACCAACUUCAGCACAAGAAACACAAUCCCAACAACAGCAACAACAAAAAGAAGUAGGAAGUGGUAUAGGAGCAGAACAAAAAGUAGAAUCAGCAAGACCAGGUGUAGAAGAAUCCCAAUCAGAUGUCGAAAGAACAGGAAGAUCAUCAGGAACAGGAGGAACAAAGAUAUCACCUGGAUCACAAGGGCAAGGCAAAGUAGCAGGACCACAAUUACCACAAUCCUUUGAACAAAGUAGAAAUCAACAAUCAUCUUCCGUAACAUCAAAAAGAAAUGACAUUUCACCAAUUAAUGCAAAAUCCCCCGAGUCUGUUCUUCCCGCAGCUCAAUCAUACACAAACUUGAACAAAUCCACUAUCCCUCCCACAAUUCCUAUAAAAUCUUCUUUUUUAAAAUAUUAUAAGGGAGUAAAAAUCACUGGUUCAUGUGGUGUACAAUUUCAAUUAGUUAUUGUACCCCACGUGUUUAUUAUUGUGGAAACAAAUGAAAAUAAUAUUCAAUUGGAACCUCGAUUUAUGAAAUUAAAUGAAAGAAUAGAUUUUGAAAAGGAUAAAUACAAAUUAAAGAAUAAGUGUGAUGUUAACAAAAAACAAACAUUUAAAUUUAUAAUGUAUCUUCAACAUGAUUUGAUAACUAUUAAAUGGAAGGUAUAUGAAGAAAAACCUGACACCACUACUACGAUAGCUCCAGAUCAAGUAGAUUUAAACGUUGAUGUCAAAAGAUAUAAAUUACCAAAAUUAGAUCAACCAGUUAUAUCUAUUCAAAUACAUACUCUUGCACAGGAUGGAGAAACAUAUUUAAUGGAAAGUAAAGAUUACAACUUACAAGAUCAAAUACCAGAAAAAUGUGAGGCCAUCACUUCUGAUUGUUUCUUAAGCGGAAAUAUUGAUAUUGAAAAGUGCCUCCAAUGUACAUUAUUAGUUACUAAGGCUGAUAAGAAUGAUGAAUGUCUUAAAUAUGUAUCUAAAAAUAUAAAAGACAGAUUUGAAGAAAUUUUAACAAAGGGAGAGGACCAUGAAGAUUCCGAUGAAUAUGAUCUUAUAGCAUCUGCAAAUUAUAUAUUAAAAAAUAUUUACAAAAAAAAUGAUACAAAUGGAAAAAAAGAAUUAUUACAUUUCAAAGAUAUAAAUAAUAAUUUGAAGUUAGAAUUAAUAAAUUAUUGUAAUUUAUUAAAGGACAAUGAUGUAAGUGGUAUACUAACAUAUGAAAAAUUGGGUAAUGUACAAGAUAUAUUUAAUAACUUAACAAAAUUAUUAGAAGAACAUAAAGAAGACAACAAUUAUGUACUUUAUCAUAAAAUGAAAAAUGAAGUAUUGUGUUUAAAAAAUGUAAAUGAUUGGAUGAAAAAUAAAACAGGAUUAAUAUUACCACAAUUAAAAUAUUCUUUAUAUACGUUUAAUAAGAAUAAGGAAAAUUAUAUUAAGGAAAACAUUUUUGAAGAAGAUGAAAAUGGAAUUCUUGAUUUAACAAAAUUCCCAGUAGAUACAAGUUAUUCAUCAUUUAAUUAUGCAGAUAGUUUAUAUUGUAAUCAUGAAUAUUGUAAUAGAUUAAAAGAUCAUAAUAAUUGUAUAUCCAAAAUAAAUGUAGAAGAUCAAAAAAAUUGUGCCUUGUCAUGGGCCUUUGCAUCUAAAUAUCAUUUUGAAACUAUUAAAUGUAUGAAAGGAUAUGAACCUAUAAAUACAUCUGCCUUAUAUGUCGCAAAUUGUCUUAAAAACAAAAAUAAAGAUGUAUGUAUUGAAGGAUCGAAUCCUUUAGUAUUCUUAGAAACAGUUGAAGAAAAGGGAUUCUUGCCAACAGAAUCGAAUUAUCCAUAUGAUCAAUCUAAAGUUGGAGAUAUAUGUCCGCAAGUACAAAAUGAAUGGGAUAAUGUAUUCGAAAAUACAAAAGUAUUAGAUUAUAACAAUGCACCUUUUACUGUCGGUACUAAAGGAUAUAUUGCCUAUGAAAGUGAAGCAUUUCAGAAAGAUAUGCAUUCAUUUGUUAAAUUAAUUAAAGAUGAAAUAAUGAACAAAGGUUCAGUUAUUGCUUAUGUAAAAGCUGAAAAUGUUUUGGGUUAUGAACUAAACGGAAAGAAAGUUCAAAACUUAUGUGGUGAUAAAAAACCUGAUCAUGCAGUUAAUAUUGUUGGUUAUGGUAAUUAUAUAAAUAAUGAAGAUGAGAAAAAAUCCUAUUGGAUUGUAAGAAAUAGUUGGGGUAAAUAUUGGGGAGACGAUGGUUACUUUAAAGUUGAUAUGUAUGGACCAUCAACAUGUGAAGAUAAUUUCAUUCAUAGUGUAGUUAUAUUCAAUGUUGAAGUACCUGUAAAUGAAAAUUUCGAUAAGAAGGAGCAUGAUAUAUAUAAUUACUACUUGAAAAACUCUCCAGAUUUUUACCACAACAUAUACUAUAAAAAUUAUAAUUUAGAAAACCAUGUGUCACCAAUAAGUACAUGGAGUAAGGGAUUGCAUAAUAAAUUAUAUAAUGACAAUUUGAUUUGGGGGCAAGAAACUACAGAUCCUAUUGGAGAAGGAAAACUGCCCGCAUCUGAAGCAGGACAUCUACGUGGGGAGGGAAAAGGAAAUUCAGAGGAAAAUCAAGGUCAGGGUUCGAGUGCAAAUGGAGCUAUAAGUUCAAGUCAAAGUACCGAUGGAAAAAAUACGAAACAAGGAGAAUCUAAAGAUGACGGUGUAGCAUUAUCUGCAUCAACCGAUGGAAAACCGAAUACAUCAUCUUCUGCAGUAGACACAAAUGAUCAAAGAAGUUUACCAAAUCCAGGAGCUACAUCUCUACAACCUCCUUCAGUACAAAUUCCUAACCAUGAAGGUACCUCUGCUCCAGGAAGAACACGAACUCCACAAGUUGUAUCUCCUACAGAUGCAGAAAAAAGUAGAAAAGCUCAAAUAUUUCAUGUUUUAAAACAUAUUAAAAAUAGCAGAAUAAAGAUGGGAUUAGUUAAAUAUGAUAAUUCUGACAACAUUGGUGGUGAUCACGUAUGUUCUAGAACUUAUGCUGUAAAUCCUGAAAAACAAGAAGAAUGUGUGAAAUUUUGUGAUGAAAAUUGGGAGAAUUGUAAAAAUAAGCCUUCCCCAGGAUAUUGUCUAGCUAAAUUAAAAAACACAAAUGAAUGCUUCUUCUGUUAUGUAUAA
This is a messenger RNA of Plasmodium reichenowi, 3291 nucleotides long. Its product is annotated as serine repeat antigen 2. Gene Ontology annotation, molecular function: cysteine-type endopeptidase activity. Lineage: Eukaryota; Apicomplexa; Aconoidasida; Haemosporida; Plasmodiidae. The transcript has 4 exons. The coding region runs from base 1 to 3291 and encodes 1096 amino acids. Gene Ontology annotation, cellular component: lysosome. The record is from RefSeq and is a predicted model, not a curated record.